GGAAAGCCGCGUGUGCGUGUGCGCAUUUGCGGGGUAAAUACUACCAAGCACGGGCGGGUUUCACAUCACGGCGUCGAGGCGCCCCGUUUCUUGCGAAUUAGCGAGACGUUUCGCGGCCAGCCCCAAUGGGUGGCCUCCGCUUGCGCCUGCUCGCGAAUUGCCUCGUGCUGGCUGCUCUGAGUCUUCGCGUGAGCUCGCAAUGUGCAUCGUUCUUCAAUGAGACUGAUGGUCCCAUGUGUGGCAAUAUCUGUAAAGAUGAAAGUGUUAAGGUGAGGAUCAGUCUGAAGAAGCAGCUGGGUGAGAAUGCGUAUGUGUGGGACGACUCGGAGCUCUUUCUCUUCCGAAGCGCCGUCGCCUACGCGAUGCGUAAAAGCCCCGAGCAGCACUCCGCCUUCACGACCGAGCACGUGAUCGUCUGCGCCAAGACGGAGAGAAUCUCAUUCUACUUCGCGGUGAUGAAUCCGAACCGGACGAGUACCCUGGUGGAGAAGCAGCAGCUGGUGCGUGCCGUCAGGUUGUCGCGCCCACGCAUGAACCGGGCCUUCAUGCUGGACGUGAGGACGCUGGAGUUCGUGGGCAUCAAGCCGACGCUGGCUCCGACGCGCUCCGCGUUCAAGGACACGUGGCUCGUGGCCUACGGCGUCGUGAGCGGCGUUUCCUUCCUGGCAAUGAUGGCCCUCUUCGUGGACGCGUGGCGCAAGCGAUACAGGCAGAGAAGAGGUCUUGAUUCAGAGGCCACCGAUCACCCCGCAGACGGACUCCCCACAGCGAUCAGCGUUACGACCCAGUACAACGGAGAUGCCCUCACCGCCCUCUAGACCACCAUGGCGAGAUGUUCACUCCAUCGCCUGGUAUGCACGAGGUUCGUGGGUUCGAUCCCGACCACGACGCUUGCUGUAUAUUUGGAGUUUGCACGUUCCCUCUCCAUGUGGAUUUUCUCUGGGUCCUCCUGUUUUUCCCUUCACAUGCGGAAUCAACGUGUGUUUAGAGUAUUUGGCUGCGAUACAUUUCGACGUGAUAAGCCACUUCGUUGAGCUAUCAUUUGUGCUCAGUCGCUUCUGAGAAAAUGCUAUGUACAGUAGCUCAGUGGGCCUUACCUGGUAAAAUUUUAAAAAGUUUUAAAGAGUUUGCUGAGGGCCUAGUGCCCUUAUCGUUUUCGUUUGCAUAGUGCAUACCAUCCCUCUACCAUUUUACCACCACCCAUGCCCCAUUCCACACUCUCUAUUGUCAUUCACCUUGGUUUUUUGUUCAGUUCUAACUUAAAAUGUGGUAUACUAAUUGUAAAGCUAAAUCAAAGUGAACAUUAACAAAGCCUUUUUUUUACUCGCUUGUAUUUAGCUCACUCUGUUGUUGUUGUUGUCGUAUCCUCAAAUCUUGUAACUCAAUUUUAACCUCCUUCCCAAUGUGGUAUCGACUGCAAACUUGGUAUACUUAUGUCAUCCUGAUGACAAUACUAUAUUCUAUCAUUAAAAUUAAAAAAAUGUAAAACCAUCUUUUUUAUAUGUUGUGUUUCGGCUUGGGUCUAAUUGUCCACGCUCAACUGACGUUGGCUGUAAAUCACCACGGUCCCUUACGUUAUGGCAAGCCUCGGGGCCACUUCCUGGAGUCGUGGAGUUCUGCCAUUACGAGUACGGUACAUUUAAUUAAAGCGUGUUUUUAAAAAAGUAUUUUAAAUAUUACUUUUUAUAUUCUGGCAUUAAUCCGACAGGUGCUAUGGAUUAGGAUGUAUCAUCAGCGUUGUGUUUCAACCAUUUUUAUAUUUGUGGCCUUGAGCUGUAGCCUCUAAAAACCUCUGCGUUAAUGCGGCCCUGCUCACUGCCACCCACAGGAUUGCCCCAUGUGUUGUACUGCAUCCCUUAAGAGUGAAAAAAAUUUGCAUAAGGGGCCGUCCAUAA
This is a messenger RNA of Lethenteron reissneri (Far Eastern brook lamprey), 1895 nucleotides long. RefSeq names its product collectrin-like. Gene Ontology annotation, biological process: positive regulation of amino acid transport. Gene Ontology annotation, cellular component: extracellular exosome; plasma membrane. Lineage: Eukaryota; Metazoa; Chordata; Hyperoartia; Petromyzontiformes; Petromyzontidae. The record is from RefSeq and is a predicted model, not a curated record.